AUGGACGCCUCAGCGACCCCCACCUCCUCCGACUCCCUGGCCUCCUGCCCAGCUGGAAAGAAUGACACCAAGCUGCCAGCUUUCUCCUGGCCGCAGAAGAAGCAGCUGGCGCUGCUGGCGCUGGUGACGGUACUGAACGGCUCAUUGGCCGCCCUCAUGUUUCCCUUCUUUCCGGCCGAGGCCAGCAGCCGCGGCCUGCCGCAGACGCUCAUCAGCGGCGUAUUCAGCUGCUUCGCGCUGACGCAGUUGAUCGCCUGUCCUCUCGUCGGCCGGCUCACCCCUGUCGUCGGCGUCAGCAGGGUCUUCAGCAUGGGCAUCGCCACGGCCGGCAUCACGACGGUAGUGUUCGGAACGCUGCAGCACUUAAAAGACUCGACUGCCUUCAUCGCCGCCUGCUUCGCCGUGCGGAUGCUGGAGGCGGUGGGCGCGGCGGCCGUCAACACCUGCUGCUCCACCAUCGUCGCCAGCCGGAUGCCGGAGCGGGCUGGCACGGCCAUCGGUCUGGUGGCCGCUGGGCAGAGCGUGGGCCUGGCCGUGGCACCGGCCAUCGGCGGCGGCCUCUUCGCCGCCGGCGGCUUUUGCCUGCCGUUCUACGUGCUGGGCGGCCUGAUGCUGGCGGCGGCGGCGACCUGGGUCUGCCUGGCCGUGGUGGUUGUGUACGCGGCCGGCUUCAGCACGUUCAGCUCGUGUCUGUCGCCGUACGCUCAGGCCGCACUGGGCGUGUCGCCCUCCCAGCUGGGCCUGCUCUACCUGCUGGCGUCCGGCGCGUACGCGCUGCCGGACGACCUGGCCACGCGCGCUCUCGUCUCCAGCUUGUUCGGGGGCGCGGUCGCAUGUGGCCUGGUGGUGGGCCCGGUGUCCGGCGGCGCGCUGGUCGACUGGCUCGGUUUCCCGGCCAUGAUGACGGCGCUGGCGGCGGCCGUGUAA
Pollicipes pollicipes is the source of this 927-nucleotide messenger RNA. RefSeq names its product MFS-type transporter SLC18B1-like. The coding region runs from base 1 to 927 and encodes 308 amino acids. The transcript has 4 exons. Gene Ontology annotation, molecular function: transmembrane transporter activity. Gene Ontology annotation, biological process: transmembrane transport. The record is from RefSeq and is a predicted model, not a curated record. Lineage: Eukaryota; Metazoa; Arthropoda; Thecostraca; Pollicipedomorpha; Pollicipedidae.